GUCAACUUUCGCUGUGUUUCCUGUUUACGGGCGGGAAGGGAGAACAGACCUGAAUCUGUGUUCUGGCUGCAUAGUCUGGUUUAGUCUGUAUAUUCACAGGUUUAGCCUGAUUUCUGCGGUUUAAAGCAGCCUGUGUAUCGGGGGGAGAUCGGUGCAGGGCGCUAGAGAAGCAUGGAGGAGCCCGCGGACUCUGGUGGAGGCAGUGGAGCGCUGCUGAGUGAGAUCCGCUGGCCCGCGGGAGAGCGCUGCAUGCGGCUGCUGGAGUGGAAGGUGAAGCCCGGAGCUCUGGUUAAUGUGGACUCUGUUAUCGCAGUAUGUGGAGCUUCAGCCGCGGACAAGAAGUCCGGAGCGCAGGAGCGGGACCGGCCGAACAAACCGACCGUCCCCGAGAAGAAGCUGAAGUCGGACCGAGCCGGAGUUGUGAGAGAACUUUGCUGUCAGCUCGGGCAGGACCUAUCCGCCGGGGAUGUUGUCGUGAGAAUAGAAGAAUGCAAUCAUCCUAUUGUUAUGAAGGGUCUGUGUGCUGAAUGUGGCCAGGACUUAACACAGCUGCAGAAUAAGAAUGGAAAGCAGCAGGCUCCCAUCUCUACAGCGACAGUUUCUAUGGUGCACAGUGUUCCUGAAUUGAUGGUCAGCUCUGAGCAAGCAGAACAGCUUGGCAAAGAAGAUCAAAAGAGGCUCCAGAGAAACAAAAAGCUGGUGCUCAUGGUGGAUCUGGACCAGACGCUGAUUCAUACCACUGAACAGCACUGUCAACGCAUGUCCAACAAGGGAAUCUUCCAUUUCCAGUUGAGCAGAGGGGAGCCCAUGCUUCAUACACGUCUUAGACCUUACUGCAAAGAGUUCCUGGAAAAGAUUGCUAAGUUAUAUGAACUUCAUGUCUUCACCUUUGGAAGUCGACUCUAUGCACAUACCAUCGCAGGCUUUCUGGAUCCUGAGAAGAAGCUUUUCUCCCAUAGAAUUCUGUCCAGAGAUGAGUGCAUUGACCCCUACUCCAAGACUGGGAAUCUCAGAAAUUUGUUUCCGUGUGGAGACUCCAUGGUGUGCAUCAUUGAUGACCGAGAGGAUGUGUGGAAAUUUGCUCCCAACCUCAUCACCGUGAGAAAGUAUGUGUACUUCAAGGGGACGGGUGACAUCAAUGCCCCUCCGGGUUCACGAGACGCCCAGCAAGCAAAAAAAGGGAUCCAGCCUAGUCAACCUGCAGAAAGCUCGGAUUCACCUGGAACAUCAGGACACAAGGAGCAGAAUAACGGGGUCAGGAAACAACAGAACAAUGUUCACAAAGCUGCACAUGAAGAUGUUUCUGUCUCUGGAUCAGACGUUCAGGGAACAUCAACCAGAGACAAAAGUCAUCCUGUGAGGACAGAAGAGGAGACAGAAAGCUUACAUUCAAGUAACAAGUGUAAUGCUAAGGAGGAGGAAACGGGAGGCUCAGGUAGCGCGAGUAGCUUAAGUGAACCAGUGGACAGAGAAAAUGUGACUACUACUGCUGAUGAUAAAAGCAAUGACAUGGACUUUGACCUUUCGAGUGACAGUGACAGUGACUCAGGUAAACCAGGAAGUGAAAGCGAGCAGUCGUCAGAAAGUAAAGCACCUAAACAAACCAAACCUGAUGAGGAAACUGGGUUAGACUGGGUCAGUGAAGGGAACGGGGAGAGACGGACAGACUCAGGAAAAGCUCUAGAAGUAAAUCAGGAGGUUCUUAGUGAGCUCGGCAGUGGCUGUGCUGACAAAAAGGAAACAGAAACUGAGUCUCAACACAGCGAGCAGUCAGGAGUCACUAUGGGUGAGGAAUCGUUAGACCACAGCAUGGGGGAUGUAGAGGAGGAAGAGGAGGAGGAGGAAGACACAGAUGAAGACGAUCAUUUGAUUUAUUUAGAAAACAUUUUGGUACGCAUUCACAACGAAUAUUAUUUGCGCUAUGAGGCCUACCUCAACAAGGAGACCGUGGAGAUUCCAGACAUUCGGAAAAUUGUUCCGGAGCUGAAGAGCAGGACAUUGGUAGGCAACACCAUUGCGUUUAGCGGCUUGUAUCCCACUAAUUAUCCCAUGGAGCGAACGCGAGAGUACUACCAUGCAAAGGCAUUGGGUGCCAAGAUAGGCAGGUGCCUUGUGCUCAAUGGCAAAGAUCCUGACUGUACCACACAUCUGAUUGCUGCACGUGCAGGCACAGAGAAAGUGCGGCAGGCUCAAGGCUGUAAGGACCUGCAUGUGGUAAAUCCUGAUUGGCUUUGGGGAUGCCUGGAGCGCUGGGAGAGAGUCGAGGAGGAACUCUUCCCACUUAAAGAGGGCUACACCAAAUCUUUCAGGAGUAACAGUCCAUCAACAUUUCCUGAUGUUCAGGAGUCCUUCCGAGCACCUGUCAUUCGCCCCUCUCCCAUCCAGUCUAAACUCCCACCCGCUCCAGAGGUACGAACAUACGAUCCUGUAACUGGAAAGCUGAUCCGCAGGGGUCCACCGGCCUCCAGUCACCCUUCAUACCUACAAUCCCACAGAACCUCUACAACAAUGCCUGGACAGGAUAUGCACUCUAACUUCAGGUUAAAUCUGGGGUCUCAGCAACAAGAGGAGGUAGAAGGUUCAAAUCAGGAUGAUGUGAAACCUGGGCCUUCACGCAGGAAACGGCAGCCGAGUAUGUCUGAAAGCAUGCCCCUCUACAUGCUCUGUAAGGAGGACUUGGAGAGCAUGGACAAAGAGGUGGAUGAUAUUCUUGGAGAGGAGAGUGAUAAUGAGAGUGAAGAGAAAGGGAAAGAAGAAAGAAUGGAGCAGGAGCAAGAGAAAGAAAAAGAAGCCGAGGUGCAGCCACCAAACUGCGGGCAGAGUGCCAGCGCGACCAGGGUACAACAGGACCCAGCCACUCUGGUCAAAGAUACAGCACUGACGCCACCCAGCAGUGUGUCUGAGAGCGCUCCAAGGGGUCAAAAGAGGAAGCUAAAGGAAUCCAAGGAUGAUGACGAAGAUAACGAUGAUAAAGAUGGAGACUCUGCUAGUCAGUCCAGUAAGGAUUCAAAUGAGGAGGCAGAUGAUAGCAGCUCAGAGGCUGAUGAGAUGGCUGCUGCCCUUGAGUUAGAGCUAAAUGAUUUCAUUUGACCUGUGUGAAGAAAAGAAGAAGGGCAAAGAUGAACUGAGGUUUGGUUUCUAUCACAGUUUGUACAGUGCUUUCCCAUGUGCUGUGACAGCUGUAUGAAUAUGCAUGCCUUUGUGCACAUGCAUGUUUUAUUGUAUGUAGAGAAAUAGGAUAGAUAUGGCCUGGUGUGUAUUAUUGAGGCUAAAGUUAGGAUGUUUCAAGAUUUCAAUUUGGGGCAGGAGUGGCAUUUUCUUCCUUUUCAUAUAGACAUUUUAUAUAAAUGUAUUUUUUAAAAAAGAAAACGACAACAAAUAAAUUGAAUUGGUCAUAAAUGCCAAAGAGUGAAGACUGCUUGUUUUGGCCAGAUGCUAUAUUUCUAUACUUCCAUUUUCCUAUUUUUUACCAAAACAUCUUUCUUAAACCCACCUCUGACCAGCUAUAAUAAACUCCUAAUUACUGCGGUAAAGUUCUGGUGUAAUUGGACCUUUAUGAACGCAAACAAAACUUUACACUUUGUUUUAUAGGUUGAAAAAUCAGUCAGGACUACAUCCUUUUGAAAUGAAAGACACAUUUAUUUUCUAACUAAAUGAGCACUUCUUGUUUUUUUUUGUUUUUUUUUUUUUAAUAUACAUUUUGGCUAUGUACAAAAAUUUUCCUGUCUAUCACAUGUCAAUGUUCUUAACAUAAGAGCUGCAGAUAAGUGUUUUUAUAUCAUACCACCACCAGGUUUCACAGUGUGUGUUCAGGGGUUGACUUUAAGUAUUCAGUGAAUAUUUUGAGUGUUUGGUUGGAUUUCUAUGACCUCGUAACUAAUCAGUGUAAACAUUAAAUCCAUUUUUACCAGAUCAAGUUGUUCUUUUGCAUUGGAUUUGUUUUAAGUAGUUUUUUGUGCUAUUUUUUAUUUUCAAUGAAAGAAUGUAAUGUUUUGCGUAAAAUAUUUGCGCACUUACUUGACCAAAAAAAGAUCUUUAAUAAAGAUUUGUUUUUAUA
Astyanax mexicanus (Mexican tetra) is the source of this 4057-nucleotide messenger RNA. RefSeq names its product CTD (carboxy-terminal domain, RNA polymerase II, polypeptide A) phosphatase, subunit 1 (gene ctdp1). Gene Ontology annotation, molecular function: RNA polymerase II CTD heptapeptide repeat phosphatase activity. Gene Ontology annotation, cellular component: nucleus. Lineage: Eukaryota; Metazoa; Chordata; Actinopteri; Characiformes; Acestrorhamphidae. The coding region runs from base 172 to 3090 and encodes 972 amino acids. The record is from RefSeq and is a predicted model, not a curated record. The transcript has 13 exons.